Vanessa atalanta (red admiral) is the source of this 4554-nucleotide messenger RNA. It is a transcript of the gene Cep97, whose product is annotated as centrosomal protein of 97 kDa. Bases 163 to 2559 code for a protein of 798 amino acids. The transcript is spliced from 15 exons. Gene Ontology annotation, molecular function: protein binding. NCBI's taxonomy places the organism in Eukaryota, Metazoa, Arthropoda, Insecta, Lepidoptera, Nymphalidae. The record is from RefSeq and is a predicted model, not a curated record.
UAACACUAUUUAACAAAUUAAUACAAAUUUAAAUCAAUCUUACAUUGACAAUUACUCGAAGUUUGUUUUGGUGUUCGGAACGUUAAUUUACGAAUGUUGAUUUUUAUGGAAAACUAACAUUAGGAUUAUUUGAAAUCAAAACAUGCUGAAGAUUUGUUAAAAAUGGUUGAUUCUAACAAUGAGACGCUUGAUUUGUCGAGGCGUGGGCUGAAGAAAAUAGAGAAAGCGCCUCCGGAAGAAUCCAAAGCUAUUAUAAAUUUAAUCCUUGACCAAAAUGAACUUCAGCGCCUGGAUAACAUCGAUUCCUACAAUCGAAUUGAAAACCUGUCAAUAUGCAACAAUUUUCUCGUCCGUAUGCAUGGAGUGUCCAGACUGACCAACGUUCGCACUCUUGCUCUGAACAACAAUGGCAUAUUGCAAAUAGAAGGGCUGAAAGACAUGCUAUAUUUGAAAGUGUUGAAGUUAGCUGGUAACAAUAUUAAGUCGAUAGAACAUCUGAACCACAACAUUCAUUUAGAACACUUGGAUCUAUCCAACAAUCAGAUAUCCUUCAUAGCUGAUAUAUCCUAUCUGAAAGAUUUGAAGCAUCUCAACUUGGAACGUAACCGUAUAAUGGACAUGCGGCAGUGCGAGCGCUAUCUGCCCACUCAGUUAACGCACCUGGGACUUGCUCACAACAAUAUCCAGGACCUGAAUGAGGUGUCACACCUGGUGCAUCUGAGCCAGCUAGAUAGUUUCACUAUGCAAGGCAAUCCCUGUGUCGCAAUGGCUGGAAAGGACAAGCUAGGCUUCGAUUACCGUCCCUUUGUUCUGAAUUGGAUAAUGAGCGUCAAAUCUAUUGACGGCUUCAUAGUGAGCGCUAUAGAGAGCCUGAAGGCGGAGUGGCUGUACAGCCAGGGCAAGGGCCGGCACUUCCACCCGGGGCAGCACCGCGAGCUGUGCGAGUACCUCGCCGCCAGCUGCCCGCUCACGGCCGACGCGCUGGAGACCGAGGACCAGCGCAAGCUGCGCCUCAUCCUCAGCAAGGCUCAACAUCACCAACAACAGCUCAAAGAUCAGAACCACAGCCCGGUGAAGUCUAGAAUACAAUCGCCGAGGAUGCAAUCUCGGAUAUCACAGCGCCACGUGGGGCGCUCGCCGGACCGCCUGAGCUCGAGCUUCCACGCCGCGCUCGCGCACAAGGGCUCGCCCUCGCACGUCAUGUCCGCCUCGUGCUCCGGGGAGCUGCCGGCGCACCCGCCCGCCACCUUCGACAGCCCGCAGCACUCGGAGCGCACCCCUGUCUCGCAGCACUCGGAGCGCACCCCUGUCUCGCAGCACUCGGAGCGCAUCCCUGUCUCGCAGCACUCGGAGCGCAUUCCUGUCUCGCAGCACUCGGAGCGCACCCCUGUCUCGCAGCACUCGGAGCGCAUCCCUGUCUCGCAGCACUCGGAGCGCAUUCCUGUCUCGCAGCACUCGGAGCGCAUCCCCGUCCCGCAACACUCCGAGCGCCGCGCUGCAGAAUGUCAAACGAUACCACAGACUAAACCUGUAAAUCAAUCUCUGGAAGCCGCUUCGAAAAUGGUCCCAGUACCGGAAUCCUUGAUGAGCCCCGACUACCAGGAUCCCAUCUACGACAUCCAAAAAACCAUACCAAAAUGUACCAAUUCUGCUAACAGCGUGUCCAACACCUCGUCUCAAUCCAGCAACAGCAGUAUCAAUGAGGAAAGGAGACCAUCAAUCAAUAAAAACUUUAAAGGUUCGCCAAAACUUACGAAAAGUGCGACCUCCUCCCCUAAGUUAAGGUCGAAAAUCGAACGAAAGGGUAGUCUCUCGAAGGUAGAGGUGAAAAACGAAAAGAGAAUGAAUGGUAUGAGUGAUAGGGAAGACAAUAUCGACCCUGAUAAGCUGGAAGUUAUAAAACUCGCGUCGAAUCAGAGGCGGCAGAAGAAGAUGAGUGUGGAGACGAUGGCGGCCGUCACUAUACAGAAGAUGUGGAGGGGUUAUAGGAGCAGGAAUCUGAAUAAAGACACCUUGAGGAUACUGCAUGCGAUUCAAGCUGCGCGAGCGAGACAGCACAUACAGCGUCUAACGUGCGAUAUGGAAGCGACGAAAGCAGCGUUAGAAAGCGAGAGGAAAAUACAGCAAUUGCAGAUGCAGGCGAUCAAUGCGCUCUGGAAAAAAGUAUCCACCUUGCAGAGUACUGAUCCUAAGAACAGAGUGUCAGAGUCUGAAGAUAACACGGAGGCUCUCCGGCACCUCACGGAGACGUGCGUGUCGCUACAAGCCCAGGUGUCGGAGCUGCAGGGCUGCGUGCGCGAGGUGCUGCGCGCCGUGAGCCGCACGCGCGCCCAGCCCGCCGCCACGCAGACCGACAUCAGCGCCGUGCUCACGCCGCAGGAGGAGCGCUGCGGCUGGCUGCGGCGCCCGCAGUCGCUGGCGCUGUCGGCGUCCGCCCCGCGAGCCGAGCGCACCGAUAAACCCACUGAAGUUGACAACCUAGACAUAGAACGCACGGAGUCCGUCAUAGAAGAGCCGAGCAUAGAGAACCACAACGAACGGGAAAUAAUUACCGACUGAUGCUAAUACACGCUUUAUUGCUUAAGUACUACGGUCCAGUGUCGCAUGCGUAGCUUUAACAAUACGACUUUAAUGUCACAAUGCCCACUCUAGCGCUAAAGCCGAGUUACUUAAAACUAUUUUUAUCCCUUUCUUUUAUACUAGAAAAACAAAAGAAGAAAGGGAUAGCGAUAGAUUUUUAGAAAACAUUUCAUAAAGAAAAAACGCAGUUAUACAACGAGCUUAUUUAUAUUUCACGCACUGUUGUUGAAAAACAAGAUAUUUCGGAAGUAAAUCGGUAUUUGGUAAAACUAAAUUAUUUGAAAUUAUUAUUUAUCUGUGAUUUUAACACAAAAAGACGGAAAAAGACAAAAAAUUUAAAUUAUUUUUAUAUUUUUUUUGAGAUUGAGAUUCGCGAGCAUGCGAAUAUUUCUUUCUUACUUAUCGAAGUGUUAAUAUAUAUCUUUAAAAGUUGCCAGUGUCGGGAUUAGUGUUAGGAAAAGUAAGUGUUUCGUAUCUAAUUUAUUUCUAUCUCACAAAACAGUUCUUUUUUACAGUUUCCAAUUUUAGUUAAACUUCAUGACAUUAGGUUUAGUUAUUUAUUUUUUUAUAUAUCAUAAGUAGUAACCAAAAAGAAACAAACAUCUCAUUAUGUUAUCAGCUUAUAUUUUUAUGGAUAACUCGUAAAAAAAGAACGUCACACACACUCGAAUGUUAGAAUUAUUUGUUUUAGUUUUUCACAGUAACACAAGAGUUAAUUUUGUAACUUAAUUAUAGCAUUUAAUAAAUUAAAUCAAUAAAUUAAGUUUGAACCUUAUAGACAUAGAGAUUAAGUUGAAAUGUGAUUACUCUUUAACUAAAUAUGUAUUAAAUGUGUAUUGUAAUAUUUGUACACACAUUCUUAAAAUCAUAGAACAAAUACGGUUCUGAUAUAAGUCCACAAUUCACAUUGAACAUUUUUUUAACACAUUAAAAAUAAUAAUUUUAAUUUAUUAUAGCCAGUAUAUAUUAACAUUCGGAAAGGGCUGUAGUCUAACGGGACAGAUUUUUUUAAUAGGCAAUUACUCAGAAACUAACUUUAUACGCUUAAAUUAAAAAUCGCUAUUGCAAGAUAAUAAAAGGGAUAACUUUUUGAAGUCAUUGCGCACAUUGAUUUUAGCUUAAUUUCUAAGCUGUUCGCAUAUUAAAAUUUUUAUUAUCUGUGGGUCGAGCUGAGCUAGCGAGCGGCGCUUUGGUCUCAAUGCCCUUUACAAAAGUACAGAUCCGACUUUGCUUAUGAUUAAAACCUUUAGUUUUUUUUUUAAUAGCAUACAUGCAUUAGGGAUAAGGCUGUAAAUCCUAUCAUUUGAGAAAAGCAGCUUUUAUUGAGCAGCUGGUCGUUGCUGGAUCUAAUAUUCAUAAUACAAUACUGACACUGCCACUAAACAUCUUUUAUAUAAAAACUUGGGAUUAAUCCAUAUGAAUAAUAAUAUUCGCGGUCAGCAAAGCAAUCAUUUAACUAAAUAUUCUAACUAGAACUCCAUUGUUACUUAAUUUUUUUUCUCAUGAACAGUCAGUUUAUUGAAAAUUCAAUGAAAAUUAUUUGAAAGUAUAUCAAAAUUAAAUAAUUAGUCCCUAUUUAUCUCUGGAUGUAUAAAAUUUACGAAUACUCAAUAUAACAAAAUCUCAUGUUAUAAUAUCCAGCUCGAAGGAUCAAUGUUAACGUCGACUUAUUGAGCUUUCCGUGUAAAUAUACAAAGACUAAUUUUAUCAACUUAUUUGUAAAAUAAGAUUUUAGAAAUCGACGAACUUAUUACUUUAGAUAUAUUUUUAGUGUUGUUGAACCAAAUUAUGUUGAAACCAAGUUAUGUUGUUUCGUUUUGUCGAACAUUUUUAGAGUAGCUUUAAUAGGUUUUAUUAGAUUAUUUUUUAGUAUUAGAUAAUGUUUAUGAAUAUUUGUAAAAGUUGUGAAUGGUCAUGGGAGUCUUCAUAUGGAAAUAAAUAGUAUUGUAACAUCAAUACUUCAACACAACGCUU